Oppiella nova is the source of this 702-nucleotide messenger RNA. The record is from the annotation of a GenBank genome assembly. NCBI's taxonomy places the organism in Eukaryota, Metazoa, Arthropoda, Arachnida, Sarcoptiformes, Oppiidae.
AUGUGGACCAAUGUUGUAAAACUGCCGGUGCCCUACUACCCAGACACUGUUCCAGGAAAUAACCUACUGUUUGUAACAUUUGAUGAUAGAGUGUAUGGAUUGGGAUCUAAUAGGUGGGGUCAGCUCGGGUUAGGACAUAAUAAACCCGUUGAAACACCACAACAAGUGCCGGAAUUAUACCACAAAAAUAUAUUACAGUUUAUCAAUGGAAAGGACUUUGUAUUGGCUGUCACUACAGAUAAUCAGAUAUAUAGUUUUGGUCGCAAUCAUAAGAGACAAUUGGUACGUUGUGGUGAUUAUCAGACAUUUGUGUUGACAAAUAGUGGUCAUAAGCAUGCACUGCAACUACAUGUGGUGGACAGACAUAUCAUUCACAGAGACCUCACACCCGCUAAUGUGUUGAUUACACGGAAAGGGAAUAUAAAGUUAUGUGAUUUGGCAUUAGCUAAAGAUGUCUAUAAUUGCGAUCCGUUCCGUAUGUCUAAGGCCAAACAUACGGCAGAUGUGGGAGCUGUUGACUAUAUGGCACCGGAAGCCCAGACUAAUGAAUACAAUCAUUUAAGUGAUAUAUACAGUCUAUCAUUAAUUGGAGCUCAAAUAUUUGGUUUCGAUACUAAAGAUAUUAUUAGUGGAAGGAUCACUAAUGUCGAAAAAUACAAUUUAAACAUUAAUAUAAUAUGGGAGAAACUAAUGAACUAUUGA